Messenger RNA from Capsaspora owczarzaki ATCC 30864, 2221 nucleotides. RefSeq lists its product as hypothetical. The record is from RefSeq and is a predicted model, not a curated record. The coding region runs from base 92 to 2029 and encodes 645 amino acids. Lineage: Eukaryota; Filasterea; Ministeriida; Capsasporidae. The transcript has 3 exons.
UUGCGAUCGUUGCUUGUGCUCGACCAAACUUGCCUCAACUCAAACCCACCACUCACACAAAAAAAGCAAUAGCCCUGAGCCAUUUUUGCAUAUGAAACGCCGCUUCUCAGAGACGGACGACGGCAGCAACGGCAGCACGAGCCAGCAGCAGCAGCCUCGCAAGCGCGCCAAUCCUCCACUUCUAGGAGCAGCAGCAGCAGCAGCCGCCGGUGGUCCAGCAAGCAGCAAGCGCAAGCGCGUGCACUUCUCCAACGUCCAAGUCCGGUACUAUCCACGCCAGCGCUCUGGCAGUUGUGGCGUCCCUGACUCGGGCGCGUUCACGCUGGGCUUGGGCGUCUGGGAUCCGUCCCACGAGGACGCGAGCGAGGCACAGUUUGGCUCGCUCGACGAGUACGAGCAGCAUCUGCACACACAGCGCGACUCCAACGCCUGCUUUGACAAGAUUCCAGAGGAACAACGCAUGGUCUUGCUCGGGACGCCAGACAGUCCGCAGGAGGCAGGCGCGCUGCAGGACUACCAGCGCGAAUUGGAGCAGCUGGAAGAACUGCGACACGAGCGCCUGUUUGUCGGAUGCUCCUGCGGUGGAGUGUCAAACUUGGAUAUGCUGGACUCGGUCUUGCGCGUUGGCGAACAGCAGAUGACGGAGGAGGACGACGUGACGGGAUCGCCCGGCCCGAGCAACCAGAGCAAAAAGCAGCAGGCCAAGGCCAACAAACUGGCCGCCAAACUGGCUCGGCAACGACAGUGCAUGCUCUGCGUUGAUGACGACUGCGCAUGCCAUCGAGAUGGCGUCAAAUGCCACGAAGACGCGUGCCUCUGCUCGACAACUCGGUGCCGCAACCCCGUCGGCAAGUUCUCCUUCAAUCCAGAGGUGGUUGACAUUUACCGGCAACAAAUAUUCGCGCGGCUUGGCCAAAUCCCCGGAUCGGCCUUCUCCAACCUGACUGCAGAGGAUGACGACUUGGAAUCGGCGCCCACAACCAACGCGGUCGCCAUCAACAUGCGUGCUUCGCACGAUCACGACGACGACGGCGAUGACGAGCCCUCUGAACGGAGCAGCUCGUAUGAUGCGAUGUCAGAGGAUAGCUCGUUGGAGCCAACAGAGGCAGCUUCUACUUCUGCCGAGGCCGAUACACAGCCAGUGACGGUCGAUCAAAAACGCAAGCAUCUUCCUCUGGGUGCAUCGCCUCAAAAGGUCAAAUCGAAAAGCAAGCCAGCCCAGGCGAUUGCUGGCAAAAGCAACAACAACAACAGCAACAACAAUACCAAUCACGCCACACCAGCAGACGUGCCGGUGGAUGUUCCAGCCGAUGUGCUUCGCAAGCAACGGUCGACAUCCGAGCCACAAGAAGCUCCUCUCAAAAAUCGCAAGGCAAAUGCAAGUCUUGUACCAGCAGCACCGGCAGCAGGAACAACAGCACCAGCACCGCUCGGAGGCGUGGUCGCGGAUCAAUACCAGCUCUUUGCAUCUCCACCCGGAACUCCGUCAGCCGAGCUGAAAGGCAAGAAAGGCGUCGCUUCCGGUGCCGCGCUUCCUGCAGCAAAGGUGGUGACCCGGGACGUUGCUGCAGCAGCUGCUCCGACGCAACGCAACAUUAGUCCUAUCCGAUCGCGAAAAGGCAAGCUUUCGAAUGCCUCCUCUGUGCCUUCUGGUUCCGUCGACAUGCAGAGCGUCGCCACGCCUUCGCGUCAGGGUUCCCAUAUCGUGUCUGCCGUCGUCUCAUCUCCGCCAGUCCACAGCGCUUCUACUCUGACGCCAACGCGAUCAGCAUCCAAGGGCAGUCUUCAGCGCUUGGCAUCGGUUCAGGAAUCCUCCCCGCCUGCCUCGCCAACCACUGCUCACGCCCAAUCGCCCGACGCAAGUCCACCUUCCACUCCGCCUUCGACGCGGCGCAUUAAAACCUUCCCCGCCAAUCGUGAUCUUGUCCCGAUUGCCGUUGCCCGCGCUGCUCUGGAUUCCUCCUCGCCGCGUGCACCGCGCGCCGCCCCUUCUUCUCCAUCGCUCCAGCGAACACCCAGUCGUCGAUGAUAUCGGUUUGAGCACCUCGCUGAGGUUGAUUCUUUUUUGAUUUUUUUUUCUUGUUUCUUGUUGGUUGCAGUCUUUCAAUCCGUUGAUACGAGUUCGUUGUUUUCGUGCUGGUUUUCCUGCCAUUUUAAGUUCUUGACAUUUUUUUUUUCACUUCUUGAUAGUCUUUUCGUGAGUUGCUGUCGAUGCGUAAAU